UGGCGCCAAAGGGAAUGAGGAACAGGGGAGGGGAGUGGAGAGCUCGAUCGAUGCGUGCGUGUGGACUUUCGUGGGAUCUCCAAAUCUCGAGUGGCAUUGCCGCCGUGUUGAUUGCGCUCCACAUUUCACUGGCGAUGGUACAGUAAAUCUCUAGUUCUUAGCCGCGGGGGGGCAGGGAAGAAUGCUGGGGAAUAUUUAGGUGGAGAGCUCUGGGACACGAUCGAUUGAUCGCUUGAUUGAUUGAUUGAACGAAGGGAAACGAAGAGGGGAAAGACUCGCAGGUAGCAGGGCAAUGGGGAGGAGGAGGCUGCGAUUCAAGUUCACCAAUGUAAUCUCUAGAGUGUUCCUUCUCCGAGCGCAUCGCGUCAAGCCCGUGGCGCCAUCCUCAGUGGUAGCGCCGGCAGCGAGCAAGAAAUCUUCUUCUUCUUUCACCAGCGAUUCCAAUCGGGAAGAAGAGCCCGAGGAGGAGAGGAGUCUCAUCGCUCCAGCUCCAGCGGCUCCAGCUCCCGCGAAGGCAAAGAAGAAGAACAGGAAGCCGGUGUUUGGAUACAGCUGCUGCUCGCGAGAGGAAGCCAUUGUCCGCGAGAAUUGCCAGUACAAGCGCGUCAAGGGAUUGAGCAAGAAGCCUGUUGGAGCAGCGAGCUCUCGAGCAGCGCCCAUGGUAGUCGCGUCUCGCCAGGAGGAGGAAAUGUGGGAGCGAGAGGGCUUGUGGAGCGUGAUUGCCGCAGUGGACAGUGGCAAAGUGGUGAAGAAGAAGGUGGUUCUCAAGAAGAGAAAGAAGAGCCAAUCCUCUCCAAGGCUGCUGAGAGCUCCCGCGAAUUCGGAGAUCUCCGCGAUGGAGGAACAAGUAUUGAUCGUCGGCCAGGCCGCGCGGGUUACUAGCGAUCCAUCUUCGUCGGAGAGGGAGAGGAAAGGAUCAUCCACGCAUACAUUCCGGCUGAGUACCUCGUCCGGGGAUGCCAGCUUGGGCCCGGAGGCUCUGGCGUGGGACAAGGAGCAUUCUUUGUUCGCAAGCGACGACAGCAGCGCGCCCGGCUCGAGCAAGCUCGUCCACCGUGCCACGACUCUGGAGGACGAGCAGCGGCACGAAGCGAUCGAGGAGGUGGGAUUAAAGAAUCACGCGGGCCAGACUCCCAGGCCCAAGAAAUCUUCUAGUAGCAGUAGCGCAAGCACUAGCGGCAGCAGCGGCGGCGGCACGAGGGGCCACCACCAUCGCCACCACCUCCACCACCACCACCACCACCACCAUCACAAUUCUUCUUUUCAUCUCUCGAGAAAUCACGCUAGCGGCAACAAGAUGACGGGAGCAUUGUCGGAGUUUGAUGAGCUAGGCUUGCUUCUAAGUUCGUCGUCAAAGAUGCCUCCUCCUCCUCCUCGGUGCGAUGGCAAGAGGAUAUCAUCGGCAAGCUCGCUCGAAUCCAGCGCAAAGUUUUGGGAGGAUGGCCGUGAGGUGGCGAGCAAAGUUCUUCCAGAGUUUCCGAGGCACAAGGUUGGCGCGGAGAGUGCUCCAGCUCUAGACGAUCACGCGAGGACGAAGAAGAAGAAGAAGCCCAAGGAUCUGGUACGAGGGAAAGUCCGGGAGAGCGUCCCGGUGAUGCUCGUCUCCAGCAAUCCAUACGAGGAUUUCCGGCAGUCAAUGGUCCAGAUGAUCUUCGAGAAGCGGCUCAACAAGGCCGCGGACUUGGAGGAGCUGCUCGAGUGCUACCUCUACCUCAAUCCGCCGGGGUUUCACGAGGUGAUCGUGCAAGUUUUCACGGAUUUGUGGCUCCAGGCGUUGAGCACAGAGAAUCAGCAGCAGCAGAAUAUAUGAUGAGAAGCCCGAGAAGAAAAAGUUGGGAAAAAAGUAGCGUCGGCUCGAGGUGGUCAGUGAUACGAACGGAGCAAAGCGCCGCCUUGUCAGGUGAAAAAGAGCUCUUUUCCUACUGUUCUUCGCGGCUAAUCGAGCUUUAGAAGUGAAGUACGCUUUGGAUGAGAAAAGAAAAACGAGAUUUUUCUUAGACCA
This is a messenger RNA of Selaginella moellendorffii, 2002 nucleotides long. RefSeq lists its product as uncharacterized. Lineage: Eukaryota; Viridiplantae; Streptophyta; Lycopodiopsida; Selaginellales; Selaginellaceae. The coding region runs from base 293 to 1810 and encodes 505 amino acids. The record is from RefSeq and is a predicted model, not a curated record. Gene Ontology annotation, biological process: negative regulation of DNA-templated transcription. The transcript has a single exon.